UUCCUCUAGAAACCUCUCCAAUCAGUUUUCGCACUUCGCCACGCGCGGACCUCGCUUGUAUUAAUACUUUAAUUAAAUUCGUCAAGGAAACCAUAUAUAAUGUGCGGCAUCUUUUCCAUAUUUUCACGGGAUGGGGAACCAAUUCCCCCACAAAUCCUGCAUGGCAGCAAACACAGUUUGAGGGAGCUGGCCUACCGGCAAAGUGGAAAGCAACGUCAUCGAGGCCCGGACUCCACUGGUGUUUAUGUGAUUGCCUCGGAAGGAGUGGCCAUGGUGCACGAACGCCUGCGGAUCGUGGGUGUGGCAGAAGGCGAUCAGCCCUUUGUCUCCGAGGAUGGCAACCUUAUCCUGGUGGCCAACGGAGAGAUCUACAACUAUCUGGAGCUUUCGGCGGAGAUUGCGAAGAGACGCGGUUCCUACAACCCCAAAAGCGAUUGCCACGUGAUCCUGGAACUGUACAAGGAUUACGGAGUGGACCUUCUGGACCACAUCAGCGGGAUGUUUGCGUUUGCCUUGUAUGAUCGCAGGACCAAAGAGGUCCUCCUGGCCCGUGAUCCCGUUGGCAUUAUACCCAUGUAUGUGGGCGAGGAUGAGUCUGGAAACCUGUGGGUUGCCUCGGAGAUGAAGUGCCUGGUGGACACCUGCCCAAAGGUCGAGACCUUCACGCCUGGCGAGGCUCGAUUUGGAAGGGUGGGCCAGCUGCAAACCUGCUGGCAGUUCCAGCAGCCCUGGCUCAACGAGGUACCAACCCAAGCCUGCGAAUUAUCAUUACUUCGUUCCAACUUGGAGUCGGCGGUGCGCUGCCAUUUGCAUUGUGACGUCCACUUUGGAGCGCUACUGUCUGGAGGAGUGGAUUCCAGCCUCAUAGCCUCUAUAGCCACGAAGAUUAUGAGGGAGAGGGAUCCCAACUACCGAUUGAAGACCUUUUCGGUCGGUCUGAAGGAUGCCCCCGAUUUUAAGGCCGCUAGGAAUGUGGCCAAGUAUAUCAACAGCGACCACAAGGAAAUCAUCUUUGAGAUCGACGAAGCCCUAGAUGGAAUCAGGGAUAUUGUCUACCAUCUCGAAACGUACGAUGUCACCACUGUGAGAUGCAGCUUGCCCAUGUUGCUGCUGGCCAGAUACAUCAAGAGCACUGGCAUUAAGAUGAUCCUGUCCGGCGAGGGUGCUGACGAGAUCUUUGGCGGAUACCUCUACUUCCACAAGGCGCCCAACUACCAGGACUUCCACGAGGAGUUGGUGAAGAGAGUCCGCCAGUUGCACUUAUCCGAUUGCCUGAGGGCAAACAAAGUGGCCAUGGCCAAGGGAGUGGAGCUGCGAGUGCCCUUUCUCGACACGGGAUUCGUAAACCAUGUGAUGCAGAUCCGACCGGAGGAUAAGAUACCGGGAACGCUCAACCAAUUCGGCGGACAGCAGCAAAAGCGGCUGGAGAAAUAUGUCCUGCGAGCUGCCUUUGCGGACGACUACCUGCCGGACGAUGUCCUGUGGCGGCAGAAGGAGCAGUUCUCCGACGGAGUGGGCUACGACUGGAUCGACAGCAUUCGCCGGGUGGCCACCAGCCAUGUGACGGAUGAGGAGUUCGCUGGCGCAGCUCUCCGAUUCCCCUUCAGCACACCCAGCACCAAGGAGGCGUACUAUUACCGCAGCAUCUUUUCCGAACUGUUUCCCGGGGAGUCUGCUGCCCGGACCGUGGUGAGGUGGGUGCCCCGCCUGGAUUGGGGCUGUCCGGAGGACCCUUCUGGACGUGCUCAGGCCGUUCACCAGGUCAACAAAGACUGAGAAAUAAAUAUGUUAAAUGAAUUAGUUAAGACAUCCACAAACAAAUACACGUCUCUAAUUAAUAGUCGCCUCGAGAGGCGUUCAAUUAGCUUAAAUAUGCACUUAUUCUGACAUCUGAUACGGCGGCGGUCUACGGUUACAAUGUUUUCCGCCAUAUGGGCUUAAUUAAAGGCACGUGCGGUCCACUCGGCAACUGUAUACAUACAUCUGUUUGAAUAUGAAUAUACAUAUAUUAAAGAAAAUGCCAGCUGUCAAUUACAAUGAAUAUGCCAAUAAUAUGCAUAUUACUCUUUAUUAAUAAAAACGUCAAUCAAUACAA
This is a messenger RNA of Drosophila kikkawai, 2095 nucleotides long. RefSeq names its product asparagine synthetase (gene AsnS). Gene Ontology annotation, cellular component: cytosol. The record is from RefSeq and is a predicted model, not a curated record. Gene Ontology annotation, molecular function: asparagine synthase (glutamine-hydrolyzing) activity. Lineage: Eukaryota; Metazoa; Arthropoda; Insecta; Diptera; Drosophilidae.